Messenger RNA from Nelumbo nucifera (sacred lotus), 2137 nucleotides. RefSeq names its product AAA-type ATPase family protein. NCBI's taxonomy places the organism in Eukaryota, Viridiplantae, Streptophyta, Magnoliopsida, Proteales, Nelumbonaceae. The record is from RefSeq and is a predicted model, not a curated record. Gene Ontology annotation, molecular function: enzyme activator activity; DNA binding; protein binding. Gene Ontology annotation, biological process: DNA synthesis involved in DNA repair; DNA-templated DNA replication. Gene Ontology annotation, cellular component: nucleus.
GGUUAGAUGAAAACCGCCACUUCGUCUUCCCAUUUCCCUCCACUUUGUCGAAUUCAUUCAUCCUCGUCUUCUCUCUGUGCAUGAAUGGCGGGAGAACCUGGUGAAGCAAAAGAGAGGCAUUUACAGUGAUACAAAGAAAAACCCCAUCACUCAGAUGGAGAUGGAACAGCUUUUAAACAUGGGUUUCUCCCAAGAGCUGGCAGCUGAGGCUCUAGCGGCCACCGGAGGCAAAUCCACCAUCGAAGCCACCGAGUGGAUCUUCAACCACAAAUCUAGCUCUAACGUUAACCCUAGUCCCCCUCCCUUCCAACCCAAACUCGACCGCUUCUUCCAAUCCAGAACCCCCUCCCCUCAAACCCGACCUGCCGGAAACAACCGCACCCAAGAAAUUCCGACCAUCAAAAGGGUUUCGCAAGAGGGUGAAGAAUCUCUCCCCAAGCGUUCUAAGUUUGCGUUUGGCUCAUCAUCGGAGUCGUUAAUCCGUUCAUCUUCAGGGUACAAACCCCAUGAGCCCUUGUCGGAGCGUAUGCGCCCUCGAAGCAUCGAUGAAGUAAUCGGCCAAGACCACCUUCUGGGAAAGCAUUCUAUCCUCCGGUCAGCCUUGGACUGCGAUCGCUUGCCUUCAAUCGUGUUAUGGGGACCACCAGGAACCGGUAAGACCUCAAUAGCUAGGGCUAUUGCAAAUUCAUCUCCUGCAUCGUAUCGAUUCGUUUCGCUAUCGGCUGUGACAGCUGGGGUUAAGGAUGUUAGAGAUGCUGUGGAGGAAGCUAGAAAAAUGAAGAAGAAAAAUAAGAGGACGGUUUUGUUUAUCGAUGAAGUUCACAGGUUUAACAAGUCGCAACAGGAUUCGUUUCUGCCGGUGAUUGAAGAUGGGAGCAUUGUCUUCAUAGGGGCAACGACGGAGAACCCAUCGUUCCAUUUGAUCACGCCGUUGCUGUCGAGGUCUAGGGUUCUUACGCUUAAUUCCUUGCAGCCUCACCAUAUUGUGAGCUUGCUUAAGCGGGCCGCUGAUGAUGCUGAGAAGGGUUUGGCCCGGAGCGUGGGGGUCAAUGUCAAAGUGGAUGGUGAAGCCAUUGAGUUUCUGGCUUUGAAUUGCGAUGGGGAUGCUCGGGUCGCUCUGAAUGCUUUGGAGAUCUCUGCAACAACAGCUGCCGCUCGAAGACCCAAUUGCCAGACCACCAGUCAAGAACACACUUCAGGCUCUCAAGCUAAAAUGUUUGAGGGACUGUCUUCUGAUGCAACUACUGUGGCCGAUAGCAAUGGUGAUACUGAUAGUAGCUCUUCCGGAAAUGCAGAAAAUGGGGCGAGUUCAAAUGUAGUCAAUGUCACCCUUGAUGAUGUCAAGGAAGCACUGCAAUGCAAACACCUGGCUUAUGACCGGGCAGGGGAUGAACACUAUAACCUCAUCAGCGCGCUCCAUAAGUCAAUGAGGGGAAGUGAUGCUGAUGCAGCAAUCUACUGGCUAGCAAGAAUGUUGCAAGGAGGAGAGCAGCCUCUAUACAUUGCUCGGCGCCUCAUUAGGUUUGCAAGUGAGGAUGUUGGACUUGCUGACCCAUCUGCACUAAAUCAAGCUGUUGCUUGUUACCAAGCUUGCCAUUUUCUGGGCAUGCCCGAGUGCAAUGUGAACCUUGCACAAUGUGUAGCAUACUUGGCUUUGGCUCCCAAGUCUAUUGCUGUUUACAGAGCAAUAGAAGAAGCACAGAAGUUGGUGAAGGAAUCAGGUGGACAAAAUGAAGGGGUGCCUCUGCAUCUGAGAAAUGCACCAACAAAGCUGAUGAAAGAACUUGGAUAUGGAAAGGGCUACAUUUAUCCUCCGAAUGACCCUUCUUCUUCAGCAUCUCAGAGAUAUUUGCCACCUUCACUUCAAGGUUACAAGUUUCUCGAUUGGCCAGCUAACUACUUUGAAAGAUGAGAAGCUCAAAGGUGGUAAAUUAAACUGAUUAUGCAUUUUUUUUUUGGAUUUUAGUGUGAAAAGAACCCUUUUGUCCAUAUUUUGGCAUUUUGUAUAGAACGAAUAGUUAAAGCUACAAACUAGGGACUGUUGCGUGAUCCAUGUCGUAUUAAUUCAUAGAUGAACAAGAAUCUAUUCUUGGUACUAUUUGACUGGCACCUCAUGGAGCUGUUUCUGGCAACUUAA